This is a messenger RNA of Capsaspora owczarzaki ATCC 30864, 755 nucleotides long. RefSeq lists its product as hypothetical. The transcript is spliced from 4 exons. NCBI's taxonomy places the organism in Eukaryota, Filasterea, Ministeriida, Capsasporidae. The coding region runs from base 8 to 613 and encodes 201 amino acids. The record is from RefSeq and is a predicted model, not a curated record.
CUUCUGGAUGUCGUCUGCACUAGCGGUGGGGACGCGUGUGCGGCUCAAGACGACCUACGGCGACGUCCUCGAAGGCCGCGUGGUCGUUGACGAUGCCACAUCACGCACAAUCACCUUAGAACUCGCGCCGCGCGCCGACUCGCCUUGGGGCAAGCACAGCUACCGGAUUGUCUCGCGCGAUGCGUUGACGGAGGUCGCCGUGACGGCCACGAACGAACAGAUUCAACAGCAGCUGGCACAGCAGCCCGAGGACAGCCGCGGCGAGCUCGGUCCGUGGGAUCCGCUCGGCGCGCUGUCCACCCUCGACUCGUCCAAGCUCAAGCGCCGCGUCGAGCAGGAGACAACCAAGAUUGUCGAUGCCACACGCAGCAUUGGCGUUGGCGUUACCCCGCAAGCCCAGCAGCUGUACUAUGCGCUGGCCAAGACACACCGACAGAUCCAAUGGGGAGAAGGCGAUCAACGCGAGUCAAUCAUCGUGCUGGAUGAUGUUCGUAUUGACAAGCCGUACGGCUCGGAAAACUGCACGCUCAUUCAUCCAUCGCAUGGACAGCAAGCCACCCUGGAGCGUAUCAAAAAGCUGGUGGACGAGGCAAGGAAGUCAUGGCAAUCGUAAAACCCCCUUUUUGGCGACAACAACCAUUCAACUUGAGCUUCAAAAGGCGCAGAUUUGCUGUGUUGACAUGAAAUCAUCUGCAAACAUUUCAAGACCACUUUUUUUUUUUUGUUAAUGAAGACACAAACACAUUACUGUCAUG